Molecule: messenger RNA, 3142 nt
Organism: Vanessa tameamea
Lineage: Eukaryota; Metazoa; Arthropoda; Insecta; Lepidoptera; Nymphalidae
Product: mitochondrial 2-oxoglutarate/malate carrier protein-like
Exons: 7
Coding region: 161-1039 (292 amino acids)
Molecular function (GO): transmembrane transporter activity
Source: RefSeq, a predicted model, not a curated record
UUGACAAUCAGAUGUUUGUAUGAAGUUUUAAACCACAUAGAUGAUAGAUCGAAAUUCCACUGAUAGUUCAAGUUAUAAGUCAUCAAAGACUGGUCGACGCGUACGGCAAUUCGUUUUAUAACUUAAAAUAUAUAUACUGAGUUAUUAGUUUAAAAUAAAAAUGGCUCAGCAAGUUGCUGCACCAAAGGAGCGGUAUAUACCGAAUGGACUUAAAUUCGCAUUUGGUGGUCUUUCUGGCAUGGCUGCAACAUGUGUAGUGCAGCCAUUAGAUUUGAUAAAAACACGAAUGCAGUUGAGCGGAGGUGGUCGAACUUCCUUUGCCGUAGCUGGAGAGAUUCUAGCAAGGGAAGGAUUCUUCUCCUUGUAUGCUGGCCUAUCUGCGGGGCUGCUCAGACAGGCCACAUAUACAACAACACGUCUUGGAAUAUAUAAUUGGCUGUUCGAUUCAUAUAAAGAACGUAAUGCCGGUGCCGCACCUGGCUUCGGUACGAAGACACUCUUAGGCGUCACAGCCGGAUCUGUAGGUGCAUUCGUCGGCACCCCAGCUGAGGUAGCGCUCAUUCGCAUGACAGCCGACGGGAGACUGCCAUUGGAGCAACGGAGAAACUAUAAGAAUGUUUUAGACGCGUUAUUGAGGAUAAUCCGCGAGGAAGGUGUUCUGAAGCUGUGGCGCGGCGCGACGCCCACCGUGGGGCGCGCCAUGGUCGUCAACGCGGCGCAGCUCAGCACCUACUCGCAGGCAAGAGAGGUUUUCGUGAAAUACGUACCGGACGGCAUAUUCCUACACUUCUGCGCGUCAAUGGUGUCGGGUCUGGUGACCACCAUCGCCUCCAUGCCCGUUGACAUCAUUAAGACCAGAAUCCAAAACGCAGCCAAAGGUCAAUCACAGAUGGCGGUAGUGACCAGUCUGUUAAAGAACGAGGGCGUAUUAUCUCUGUGGAAGGGAUUCCUGCCGUACUACGCGCGCCUCGGCCCGCACACGGUCCUGACCUUCAUAUUCCUCGAACAGAUGAACACAGCUUUCUUCAAAUACACGUAAAGUGUUCAAGUGAAAAUAUGAAAUCAAAGCUACCGUGAUAAGUUUAUGAUAAAUUUCGACUUGUAUGUUUUUGGGUGUUAAUUGGACGUGGCUCUUGAAAUAGGUCGCAAACUGUAUCGCGUUGUUCUGUGGACAAUUAACAGGUCUACAUUAUUUGUAUUUGAAGUUCAAUAAUCGGGCCAUUCAUUUAUUACGUAAGACUAUUUUCGCUAGCUUUUGACCCCCUAUUAUAAGAAAAAAUAAGAAAAGGCCGACCCCCUCCCCCCCUGUUUAAUAUUUAUUACGUAAGAAUCUAAAGGAUAAACGUGUACACGUUUGGUUUAUUUUUCAAAGAAACAAUUUUUUGAAAUGUUUAUUUGUAAUUUAAAAGUACUAAUAAUAAUCUUUAUUUUUUGGCCCGUCCGUUGCCAUGGAAAUGGAAAUAUCAUUUUAUACCUAUACGCAAACCUUGUAAGAAAACAUAAGACAUGGUCGACCCCCUUCCUCCCCUAAAUCGUCUUACGUAAUAAAUGGAUGGCCCCAAUGGCACAGGUUGGACUUCAAUAAAUUAUUACUAUAAACUCACAGGAGACAUUCGACCAUAGAUCUAAAGAUUGUCAGACAAAACAACAAUGAUUUGAAAGUCUAAUUUGGAAAGAUCUAUUAAUAUUUUUAAAGUCAUAUAAUAUAAUGUUAGUAAUAUGGUCGACCAAUAUAUAUCACAAUCAAAAUAUACUUUAUUUGAGUAGCAGUACUCGCAAGAGUGUGAGCAAAUUUACAUGAGUAAAUUAAAUUUAACCACGGGUUCGGAGUGUAGAUUUUACUGAGAAGAACCUGCGAGAAAUUCAGUAGUUACACUUUUCCGAAAAUUAUUUACAUAGAUUAUUAAAUACAAUAAUUGAAUUGUUAAUCACCACGCAUGGAAAUCAUCGAUAGGGGACCAUAUGCUAUCGCACAUAUAAAUACAUACCACACAACAUCGGUGGUCAACAUUUUGCUUGACUGCACCUUUUCAAUCAAUAAAAAUAUAAUACUGUUAAGUUUUUUUGAUGAAAGUAAAUGAUUUUAUAAUCUGUGUCAAUGAUAUAUUUUGAAUUAAUAUAGUCUGACUGCCUAUUAUCUUAAUCUACGUCUGAUGAAAAAAAAGAUGAGCUUGAAGUUUUUGUAAAAAUGAAGCUUUUUUUAACGUUUUUGUAUACUAUAUUUAUAAAUAUCGCUUUUAGAUACAAUUUUGUUGAUUUUUUUUAUACAUUUUGCACUUUGAUCGUUUAUGUAAAGCUAUGUUUACAAUUUUAAAUAAUCUACAUUUAUGUAACAGAUAUUAAAUACAAUAAUUUACUUUUUAUUUAAUUAUUAAUAUGUUUUAUUGCUUAAGUUAUAGAAACAGAUUAAAAAUAUGUAUGGCACAAAAAAUUAGAUGUUGUUAAAAGAUUCUUAGAUAAAACUUUAUCUAAGAUAUAUUUUCAACUGGCAACAUUGAAAGACAAAAUAAUGUGAUUUAAUUUUAAACCAAACCAUCAUAUACCAAACGACAACACUUAAGAUAUUUUUUUACUUGCAACUUUGCUAUUAAAAAUUAAAUUAUAUAAAUUCAAUAUUAAUAUAAGUUUAGUGUAAUGUGAAUUUUCGUAUGUAAACUGUCUAUUGCGAAUAUUUACUAUAACGUUAAUGUCACAGCGAUUAAAUCUCAUUUUUUAUUUAAAAAAAAGAACAUUUUUCAAAUAAUUUCCGCAGAAACAUAGGCUUAUGAGUGCUUUAGAGUGCCAAAUAUUAAAAAAAAAAUGCUUGUUUGCUUUUUAUAUUAAUUUGCUGCUAAGUACAAAAUCGUUUUAGAUCAUCAGCUUUUAUGAAAUUAUUUUAUAUAUUUACACAAUUUACUUUAGGUAUUGUACAAAUGUCCAGUUUGGACUCUAAAUGAUAAAAUAUAUUUUUUUAAAUAACAUCUUACUUAACAUCAAAAUUUUUCUUAUAAUUCCUUCUUUCUGUGUUCAGAUGAAUUUAUAGUUUUUGAACUGUUUAUUAUUAUAUUUUUUAUAGUCUUUUUGUAUGGUAUCUGUGACUUGUUAGCGCGCCUUUUUGCAUUUUUUUUUAUUAAUGUAGAUGUAUACUUUUAUAGCAAGCAUU